This is a messenger RNA of Myotis brandtii (Brandt's bat), 2625 nucleotides long. RefSeq names its product netrin G2 (gene NTNG2). Bases 973 to 2625 code for a protein of 550 amino acids. Lineage: Eukaryota; Metazoa; Chordata; Mammalia; Chiroptera; Vespertilionidae. The record is from RefSeq and is a predicted model, not a curated record. The transcript has 10 exons.
UCCCCCGAGUCUCGCAGUAUUUCCUCCCUGCACCUUUAAGAAGACCGCUGCUCCGUGGUGGGAUGGUGUGUUAAAGCCACACAGAGGAAGUUACGCAGCCCGGAUCAGACCGAGAGAUAAAAGCCGAUGGCGAUCGUGUUGUUGCUAAUGAGCUCUCCUUCCCUCUUCCCAUGAAAGACAAGCCAGACCCCGAGUACCCGCAUGGAUGGAGCUGAAGUCCCAGAAACUUCAUAAUAAGUUGCCAAUGGCUACCAGCCAAGGUCAGCCGGCCCCCACUCGUGCCGGUCCCCACCACGGCAGAGCCCAAUAAGCUGCUCCCCAGUUAACACCUCCGUCGCUUUUUUAUGUUCCAGUCCAGCCACACAAUCAUUGUCACUUUCAACUCACAUGAAAAGAAAUCUCUUUUAUGGGUCUGAGAUGCCAAGUCCAGUCCCGUAGAGGGACCAGGUUUCCAGCUCACCCGUCCACCUCCUGAUUUCAUUUCAUCUUUACAACACAGGCCGGAGGGUUGUUUUGCGGGAGUGGUGAGCCCAUCACACAUGAAGGGCCCUUUAAAGACCAGGACUGGCUGGAAGGACAGAAAUUAAAGGCACUCUGAUCCGGCCCCAUGCCAGCUCCCCGCGGAUUGCCUCCCGAUCCCAUUUCCAUCCACUGUCACAACCGGAGAGUCUGCCUGAGUUGAUCAGGUUCCCCUGCGGGAGAGGGGGAAUGCCAAGGUCAGGAGGACUCCGAGUGAUGGGCCACUGUUUGAUCUGCCCAUCAGCAGUCUGAGAAACGCUGGCUCCGAGGUUUCCUCCCGGCCUUUGGGGAAAAGCAAGUUCCUCGCUGCUCCCCGGCAGCGCCGUUCCCUGGGACCUCCGCCUCCACCGCCUGGCAGAUGCGGCCUGUCCAUGCUGAGGCCUCGAGCCCCGCCUGACCCAGCCGCCGCCUCUCCAGGGCUCCUCUGGGCCGCACCCCACGGACUGCACAGCCAUGCUGGGCCUGCUGGCUCUCCUCCUGCACUGCCUCCCGCUGGCCGCCGGGGACUAUGACAUCUGCAAAUCCUGGGUGACCUCGGAUGAGGGCCCCACCUGGGAGUUCUACGCCUGCCAGCCCAAGGUGAUGCGCCUGAAGGACUAUGUCAAGGUGAAGGUGGAGCCCAAGGGCAUCACAUGCGGAGACCCCCCUGAGAGAUUCUGCUCCCACGAGAACCCCUACCUGUGCAGUAACGAGUGUGACGCCUCCAACCCGGACCUGGCCCACCCGCCGCGGCUCAUGUUCGACCGGGAGGACGAGGGGCUGGCCACGUACUGGCAGAGCGUCACGUGGAGCCGCUACCCGAGCCCGCUGGAGGCCAACAUCACGCUGUCGUGGAACAAGAGCGUGGAGCUGACGGACGACGUGGUGGUGACCUUCGAGUACGGCCGGCCCACCGUCAUGGUCCUGGAGAAGUCCCUGGACAACGGGCGCUCCUGGCAGUACUCACGCUGGGCCGGUGCCCAGAAGGAGAAGCACGUGCGCUUCGAGGUGCGGGACCGCUUCGCCAUCUUCGCCGGCCCCGACCUGCGCAACAUGGACAACCUCUACGCACGGCUGGAGAGCGCCAAGGGCCUCAAGGACUUCUUCACCCUCACCGACCUGCGCCUGCGGCUGCUGCGCCCGGCGCUGGGCGGCACCUACGUGCAGCGCGAGAACCUCUACAAGUACUUCUACGCCAUCUCCAACGUCGAGGUCAUCGGCAGGUGCAAGUGUAACCUGCACGCCAACCUGUGCUCCGUGCGCGAGGGCAGCCUGCAGUGCGAGUGCGAGCACAACACCACGGGCCCCGACUGCGGCAGGUGCCGCAAGAACUUCCGCACGCGGUCCUGGCGCAUAGUGGAACAGGCCACCGACAGCAGCCCCCCCAGGGGCGAGCCCCCCCUGGCCCCAGGUGCCCUCCCGUGCAGAAGGCUGGGUGGCAGCUGGUCUCCGAGGGGGCCAGAGGCAGGCUGGCUCCGUGUGCUCCCUGUGGGCCCGGUCACCUCGUGUCUGAGCAGGUGCCGGGGCUGCCCGGAGCUGGCAGGGCUCCUGGGAGCCUUUGCUGGGCCCCGACAGCCCGCCGGGCAGGGGGACCGGGCUGAUGGAAGAGCUUGUUUCUCAUCUCUCCAAGCUGCGGGCACCUUCACUGCUGCCCCCGCCCCCGCCAAGGCCUCCAAGCCUUCCCAGCUCAGGCCCAAAUCUCCUCAGGUGGUGCCUAUGGGAGAAUUCCAAGACUGCGAGUGCUACGGCCACUCCAACCGCUGCAGCUACAUCGACUUCCUCAACGUGGUCACCUGCGUCAGCUGCAAACACAACACGCGGGGCCAGCACUGCCAGCACUGCCGCCUGGGCUUCUACCGCAACGGCUCCGCCGAGCUGGACGACGAGAACGUGUGCAUCGAGUGUAACUGCAACCAAAUCGGCUCCGUGCACGACCGGUGCAACGAGACCGGCUUCUGCGAGUGUCGCGAGGGCGCGGCGGGGCCCAACGUGGAAAACACAGCUACUGCCGGCUGCGCAGCACGGGAGCAGUUAGCCUUCACCUUCGCCCAGGACAGCGUUCUCAGCCUCGGCGCCAUUGACAUGGACGGGGCUGCAUAUGGGGAGGGGCCUGUCCGGUGCCUCUAG